CCUCUCCCCCGCACACCACUCCUCUCCCCACAACCCGCAACACAAACCCUAACCCUCCCAUCUGACCCAUGUACCCUCUCCCCAAUUGGGCCGCCGCCGCCCAUCUACGGCGGCUAAUCCCACCUCCUCGCCUUCAUUGAUGACCACCUGCUCCCACGCGCCAGCUCCUUCCCCUCAUCGCCUCGCUCCUCGCCUUCCCCGCCGACCACCCGCUCCGCGACCACCUCGUCGCCACCGCCGCCUCUGGCCUCGCCUUCGUGUUCUCCGUGCCGGUCUCCGACCACCUACAAGGUAGAGUCGUACCUCUCCCUAUCUCCCAUGGUGUCAGAUCAAGCCGACGAGGUCAGCCCGCGGCCAGAUCCGCCAUGGCCACAUCGGGCCUGCCGGAUCCGUGUCGUCGUCGAGCUGGAUCCUCCUCGGAGGCCAUGCGAGGACGAUGGUCGUUGACGACGGCGUCGGCAGGUGCGUCGAGGUCCCUCCUCCAUCUUCAUCCCCCUCCCCUCCCCUCCACCGAUCUGCACACCCCAUCCACCGUCCUCGGAUCCCCUCCAGCAGCCCUCCCCCUCUUUCAACUCUGAAUCCGCCGGAGCCCAGCCGACGCCCGCCAUGAGCACCUCCGAGUACGACUACCUCUUGAAGCUGCUCCUCAUCGGCGACUCCUCCAUCGGCAAGUCGUGCCUCCUCCUCCGCUUCGCCGACAAUUCGUACGGCGGCAACUACAUCAACACCACCGGCGUUGAUUUCAAAAUCCGGACCGUCGAGCUCGACGGCAAGUCGGUGAAGCUGCAGAUUAAUCUCUUGACAACCGUCUUGGUCUUCUUUGGACUCGCACGGAAAGAGAGCAUUAACCAAUGUUGUUAGUUCUUUGAUCUGUCCACCGAGGAAGAGGGGGCAUCUUUGAUCUGUCCACAACCUGGUUCCUCUUUUAGAGGAGCUCCACGCCUGAGAUGUUUGGGAAGUGUGAAAACGUGAACAAAAGUGCAAAGUCGUGAAGCCCUAUCCAGCAAAGAGUUGUUUAUUCUAUUUGACUAUAAUAGAUGGUAAAAAUUGUAAUAUUUUAAUAUUGUAAUAAACUUUAAAGUUUGUAAUAGACUAAUAUUGAAAUGUGAAGCCAAGCGUGAGGUCGUGAAGCAUAGGUCGUGAAGCCUAUAUGCAAAGAGUAGCAUAUCAUGUAUUGUGAUAGUAGGGUGUAGUAGGCAUAUUUGAGUUGUAGUAGUGUAAAGAUUGUAAUAGACUAAUUUAGUGUUUUUUGGACGAAUUUCAUUUGUUCUGUGAUCUGUUCAAAAUAUUGAUUUCGUA
Hordeum vulgare subsp. vulgare (domesticated barley) is the source of this 1299-nucleotide messenger RNA. Its product is annotated as GTP-binding protein ypt1-like. Gene Ontology annotation, biological process: regulation of exocytosis; protein secretion. Gene Ontology annotation, cellular component: plasma membrane. NCBI's taxonomy places the organism in Eukaryota, Viridiplantae, Streptophyta, Magnoliopsida, Poales, Poaceae. The transcript is spliced from 7 exons. Gene Ontology annotation, molecular function: GTP binding; GTPase activity. The record is from RefSeq and is a predicted model, not a curated record. The coding region runs from base 607 to 861 and encodes 84 amino acids.